AUGGACAACAUCCAACGGGUGGCAGUCACCGGCGCCGGCCCCUGCGGCCUGGGAGCAGCCAAAUACCUCGUGGCAGAGCAGCAUUUCUCGCAGAUUGUGCUCUUCGAACAGCGGCCAGAGCCCGGGGGCGUGUGGAACUACACGGGGGAGGAGGAUGCCUCCCGGGGGUUCGCGCAGCCCCGACCAGCGCCUGAGGGGAGGCCGCAGCAGCCGCUGGCGGACGGCAGGUUUGCGUCGCCGGCGUACGAGACGCUGGAGACGAACAUUCCCAGCUGCAUCAUGAACUUCAUCGACGCCCCGUUCCCGCCGGGCACCAGCCUGUUCCCCAAGCAUACUGUUGUGCGCGAGUAUCUCCACCGGUACGCCGACGAGCUGCGGCCCUUGAUCCGCUAUCAGACGCAGGUGCUGGACGUGGUCUCCGUGCCAGCCUCGCAGGGAGCGGGCUGGACGGUGACCUGGCGCGAUCUCUCCACGCAGGACAUGGCCGACCAACAGUUUGACGCCGUGGUCGUGGCCAACGGGCACCAUAAUGACCCCUAUAUCCCCUCCAUCCCGGGCCUCGCCGAGUGGGCGACACGACACCCGGGAUCCAUCAGCCAUUCGGCCUCGUUUCGCCAUGCAGGGCCGUUUACAGACAAGAAAGUCAUUGUGGUGGGCAACUCGGCGUCCGGCAUUGAUAUCGGCGCCCAGAUUGCCCAGGUCUGCCGGCGGCCACUGCUCAUCUCGGAACGCACGGCGAGCACGCUGACGCCGGCGCAGCAGGGCGUGGCGACGCUGGUGCCGGAGAUCAGCACUGUCGACGGCGAGACCCGCUGUGUGACGCUCGCCGACGGGCGUGUCGAGCGCCAGGUCGACCAUAUCGUCUUCUGCACGGGAUACCACUUCUCGGUGCCCUUCCUGGGGCGUUUGGAUCCGCCGGUGGUGACGGACGGCGUGCGUCCGCACCGGCUGUAUCAGCACAUUUUCUACUCGCCGCAGCCGACGCUGGCGCUGGUGGGCUUCCCGCAGCGGAUCGUGCCCUUCCCCGUCAGCCAGGCGCAGGGGGCCUGGAUUGCGCGGGUGUUCGCCGGGCGGGCGGCACUCCCCGACCAGGAAGAGAUGGACCGCUGGGAGAGCGCGUGGGAGGCGGCGCGAGGCAGCGGCCGGGCCUUCAAUGCGAUCCCCUUCCCGCUGGACGCCGACUAUAUCAACACCCUGGCUGCGCUGAGUGCGGCGGCGACACCGCGUCCGGGGCUCGAGAAUGGGGGCGCAGGCCGCCGGCCGCCGUUCUGGGGCGCCCGAGAGCGCUGGCUGCGCGAACGCUUCCCGCUCAUCAAGCGAGCGUCGAAGGCGCUGGGCAGCCGGCGCAGUGAGGUCACCACGCUGGAGGAGUUGGGGUUUGAUUACGCCGCUGACAAGGCGCAGCUGUAG
Messenger RNA from Penicilliopsis zonata CBS 506.65, 1410 nucleotides. RefSeq lists its product as hypothetical. The record is from RefSeq and is a predicted model, not a curated record. The coding region runs from base 1 to 1410 and encodes 469 amino acids. The transcript is spliced from 2 exons. NCBI's taxonomy places the organism in Eukaryota, Fungi, Ascomycota, Eurotiomycetes, Eurotiales, Aspergillaceae. Gene Ontology annotation, molecular function: NADP binding; N,N-dimethylaniline monooxygenase activity; flavin adenine dinucleotide binding.